Molecule: messenger RNA, 4824 nt
Organism: Dromiciops gliroides (monito del monte)
Lineage: Eukaryota; Metazoa; Chordata; Mammalia; Microbiotheria; Microbiotheriidae
Gene: WDFY2
Product: WD repeat and FYVE domain containing 2
Exons: 12
Coding region: 213-1415 (400 amino acids)
Molecular function (GO): metal ion binding; protein binding
Source: RefSeq, a predicted model, not a curated record
GCCUCUGACCGAUCUGUCGCUGUCGCUGCCGCUGUUGGGCCCGCGAGCGCCACUGAGUUAUCCCGGAGGCGCAGCCGGGAUAUGAACUGUGCUUGCCGCUAUUCCCGUCCCACCAGCCCGCGCCCCCUUUGCCACCCCGAACCCGCGUCCGCGGGGCUGUGCGCUCUUGCGUGGCGGCGUCUGCGGUGUCCCCCGGCCCGCCCCCUCCUCCCAUGGCGGCGGAGAUCCAGCCCAAGGCGCUGACCCGCAAGCCGAUCCUGCUGCAGCGGGUGGAGGGGUCCCAGGACCUGGUGAACAUGGCAGUGAUCGUGCCGAAGGAGGAGGGAGUCAUCAGCGUCUCGGAGGACAGAACUGUCCGGGUGUGGCUGAAGAGAGACAAUGGACAGUACUGGCCAAGCAUCUACCAUGCAAUGCCUUCUCCAUGUUCAUGCAUGUCUUUUAACCCGGAAACAAGAAGACUGUCCAUAGGUCUAGACAAUGGUACAAUCUCAGAAUUUCUUUUAUCAGAAGAUUACAACAAGAUGACCCAUGUGAAAAACUACCAAGCUCACCAGAGCAGGGUCACAAUGGUCCUGUUUGUUCUGGAGAUGGAAUGGGUGCUGAGCACGGGACAAGACAAACAGUUCACCUGGCACUGCUCAGAGAGCGGGCAGCGCCUAGGAGGUUACCGCACCAGCUCUGGACCCUCUGGCCUGCAAUUUGAUGUUGAUACUCGACAUGUGUUUGUGGGCGACCAUUCAGGACAAGUUACAAUCCUCAAACUGGAGCAAGAAAACUGCAGUCUUGUAACAACAAUCAGAGGCCAUACAGGUGGGGUGACGGCUUUAUGCUGGGACCCAGUCCAUCGAGUACUGUUCUCUGGUAGUUCUGAUCACUCUGUCAUCAUGUGGGACAUUGGUGGAAGGAAAGGCACGGCCAUCGAGCUCCAAGGACACAAUGACAAAAUUCAAGCUCUCUCCUACGCUCCACAUACUCGACAGCUUAUCUCCUGUGGGGGAGAUGGUGGCAUUGUGGUCUGGAACAUGGAUGUCCAGCGGCAAGAGACUCCUGAAUGGUUGGACAGUGAUUCCUGUCAAAAGUGUGACCAGCCUUUCUUCUGGAACUUCAAGCAAAUGUGGGACAGUAAAAAAAUUGGCUUGAGACAGCACCACUGUAGGAAGUGUGGGAAGGCCGUCUGUGGCAAAUGCAGCUCCAAGCGUUCCUCCAUCCCACUGAUGGGCUUUGAAUUUGAAGUGAGAGUCUGUGACAACUGUCAUGAGUCCAUCACAGAUGAAGAACGUGCACCCACAGCUACGUUCCAUGACAGCAAACAUAAUAUUGUUCAUGUACAUUUUGAUGCAACCCGAGGAUGGUUAUUGACUUGUGGAACAGACAAAGUUAUUAAGUUGUGGGAUAUGACACCAGUGGUAUCUUGAUGGUGUUUUCCAGAAUUAAAAAAACAACAACAACCAGUAUUUCCGGAAGCAACAGUCAUUCUAAUCCAAAUCAUUGAGGAAGAUAAAAGUAAAGCUGAGUGUGGUGGGCAGUAAGGGAGAGACUUAAAGAAUCUGCUGGCAAGGAGACUCUUAUUUCAACUUGUUCACACAAUAGAAAAAGAUAUUUUUUUAAGCAAAUGGUUUGUACAAUCCGGCCGUGCUUCAGUGUUUUGAGUUUGUCUGGGGCAAAAGAAAUCUGUGUGGGAUAGAUGUUUAGUUUUUAAUAUUUCAACUCUUCGUUCUUGCUGCUUUGUAUUGGGGAAGUGAGGAAGGUGUCUUUUCAGGGGUGGGGGUGGUCUUUGUGGUUCCUCCUGUUCCCCACCUCAGGAUAUACUCUACCACAUGCUCAGCAUCACUUUUACCUCCUGCUCAUCACAUAUCUGCUCUCCAAAAAGAACAUCUAAUGCUAUUUAUUGUUGAUGUUUCUGGUUUCAUCUCCAAUUCAGUGGAGAUAGCUGUGAAAAUUGACUGACUUCUUGAAGGAUGUAAAGCAGUAGUGCCUGACUUCAUCCAGUCUUUAUCUAACAGAAAUCAACCUCUCUAGUUGCCUGGAUCACAGAAGGAAAAUGGAGUUUUUCCUGCCUUCUCCCUGCUUCACCUAAAAGCAGUGGUUAAGCUUCCCCACAGCCAUCUAAGAGAUGUCCAAGAAGUUGAUCGUUACAGCUGGGACAGCAUCUCCCAUUAGCACCUGCAUUCAUCUGAACUCGGCUGUAAGCACACAAGCUAUUUCAAAUGAAAUUUUAGUGACGGGCCUCUCAGGUUUCACUAAGCCACAUGUUUUAAAACCUAUCGUCGCUUAGUUAUGCAUUACUUCUGAACUUCAUUGUGUUCAUUUGUACAAAAUUUUAAUUGAAUCUCUUCUUUUUUUCUUCCCUACUCAAACUAUGCAUUGAGAAAAAAAAAAUCAUGGAAUCGAUCCAGAUACUCUGCAUACUUAAAUGAUACAUCCCUCAAGUAUUGUGGAAUUCUGCAUUCUCAUGCUAUUUUCCUUUGGGGAAAAACUUUUAACUUUUUAAAUGAAAUGUAAAAUAAUGUUUUUUAAAGUGAACCAAAAUGGCCUGCCUAAUAUUGUGGUGAUUUUUUAAAAACUACUUUCAUUUUGAACCCUAAAAGAAAUGGAGUGAAACCGUGCUAGUCCUACUAGAUGUGAAAAGGAGUACCAGUCCCUUUCCUUUCUAUAGAGCUUAGAAAAUUGGCUUAUUUCUUAUCUAGAAAAAUUUACUAUUUUAUUUUCUUUUACAGAGAAUCUCAUUUCCACCGUACUGAAAAAAACACAUUAUUUCCACUGUACCUUGUCUACAUCUGAGUUUGGAAACUUUUUGCAAAGGAUGGAUUGGGGGUAGGAGGGGUAUGGAAAGUGUCCCUCUUAAUUUCCUCCUUUGUGGAAAGCAGAAAGUCUUAUGGUACGACAGGCUUAUUUUUGUCAUUUUUUCCCUCUCUUCUUGGUUUUCUGAAUUAUGUGGCUGAUGGUUAGCACUGAACUAGAAAACCAGGCCCUCAUAUAGUGGCAAGCUCUGUUUCCUGGCUCUGUGACCUCUUCAAUAACUUGGUAGUGGUUAUGACAGCCCAAGAGGCCUUGGGGAAAAUAACACUGUGUGUUGCCUUAUUAAAUUGAAAAUUUAUUCUCAUAAACAAGAAGUUUUAACAAAGCACGGGGAAAGAAGUAUCCCCAUGUUACUGUAACUUACCCCACCCCCCGCUCCCCCCAAAAGUGUACAUAGGACAAAAUACCCUAAGGAACUUAACCACUUACCACUUUUUGCCUCCCUCAAAUCCUCUCCCUGCUAUGAAUAGCUGCUAUAAUCACUAUUUUGAAUGUCUUCUGCAUGUCUGUCUGUCUCAUUUGAGAUGAUGUUCUGAUUUUUUAAAUAUUCAAAUAUCUAUAGUCUAUGUGUAUGUGUGUGUAUAUAUAGUAUAGUAUAUGCCUGGAUCUCAUUACCCUAUUACUAAUGUCUAAGUACUAAAAGGUGGAGGCGAUCCAGAGAAGUGAAUAGAAGGCCUCUCAUUCCAUUUUGCUGCCUUCUUCCUCUGGCCAGUACAAUGAAAAGGAAAUCUAGUAUUAAGGAAUUGAUGGGGCAGUUGCCCAUCAGGCCUAUGCACACGUUCUCCAAAUGAGCCAAAAUCUUGUUGGACAAAUACUUGCACUCCUAUAGCAUCACUCACGGUUCUUUUCACUUACUUUACUUAAACUUGAUUUCCCUGCAUGUAUGUCUAUAUUCAAAAGUCUUUUCAAGUCUUUCCAACACCAUAUCCCUAUCCAAGCCCAAAAAUUUGCUCAUAGUUUAAAGCCAAUCAAGGCAUUUUCAAGUUGCAUCCAUGGUAUGAGUUUUGCUUAAAAAAACAAAAACAAAAAAACAAAAAAAAACCUGUGAUGUUUCUGUGCAUUCACUAAUUUGCUUUUUCCUUCUCUUGUCUUGCGUGUAUUUAAGGUCAUUUGGAUUCAGCAAAUAGGGUUUAGCCACAUGAAGUGGUUAUCUUAGAAACUCUGUGAAUGCAUUAAUUUUUAAAUUGUACAACUAGCUGAGAGAGAAUUCUUUGUGCAACGUCUCUCCAUCAGGCACUUUCUGAAAGUGAACGUUUCUAUCAGUUGGAAUUGGAAGCUGUCAUCAGCCUCUCGCAUUUCUCUGUGGAGACUGUGCCUGUCUCUCUUAGGCUUCCUUUUCAAUUAUUAUCCAUUUGACUUGCCUUUGUACUUGACAUAUGUACCGUUGGUACCUUUCUUGGGAGCCUAGAGUUUACCCAAACUGGAUACUUUUUAAAACAAGAAAUUGUGAUGGCUUCACAGAAUCACAGAAUUUUUAGAGUGGCCAUCUAGUCCAACUCAUAACCAAAAGGGAAUCACCAUGACAAUUUAAAAUUUUGUGAAUUCUCACACACACACACACACACACACACACACACACACACACACACACACACACACCAAUAAAUAGCCAUCCCUUUCUUUCAUUUACUUCUAAGGAAUCAGCAGUAGCUCUACCAUAAUAGCAAAAAAAAAAAAAUAGUUUCAGAUAGAGAAAAACUUGCCUUGUUUUUGUUUCUCUGCCUGAAUAACCAGUCUUUUUGAUUGACUUUUAAAAUGUCACUCUCGUUUGCCUUAAUAUUAACAAAGGAAUCUUUGAGUAUCAGAACUGGAGAGAACUUUCUAAGGACCCUCAAGCAUAGCUACACCUCAAUCAUAGCAGACAGAUCAAUAGUGAUGACAACAUUCUUUGACUGAGGUAGGGGGAGCCUUGGGAGUGCUGGGGUUGGGGGGAUAUAAUAGGAGGUCUCUGAAGGAACUGUUGAUUUCUGGAAACUUUUGCUUUAGGGGACUGUGAACAUCACAACACAGGCCUGGUCUUUGGAG